AUGGGAUCUAUGAAGUUCGGAUCAGGGACUCUGGCAGCUGAGGUUGACUAUCUCAAGGAAAACAAUCCAAAUCAGUUGUUUUGCAUCCACUCUAUUUCUUCCGACAUCUCGCAGGGAUGGCGCAAGGUUACAAUGAAGGACCUGUCGGGCGCGGUGGAUUAUCUAGCCAAGUGGAUUGAAGAAAACGUGUCUCCAGGAUCAAACCAAGAGACAUUGGCAUAUCUUGGAUCGAACGACAUACGCUACAUUGCCUUUAUCCUUGCCUGUAUGAAGAUUGGACAUAUACCAUUGCUGCUCUCACCCCGAAAUUCGUCGGAAGCCUCCCACCACAUUCUUGAGAAAACUGGUUGUUCGAAGUUUGUCUAUAGUGUGGAACGAGAGAAGCAAGUUCAUGAAAUGCAAAAAGGAGAUCCAAACAUCAAGGCGUGGACAGCACCGGAGCUUUGGGGGGUUUUCAACAAUGAUGAAGUCCCGUCGUAUCCCCUGAAGGGGACGCAGCCAAGAGACGUAGAGGAUGAGGUUGCUCUAAUCAUCCAUAGUUCUGGAACAACAGGUUUACCAAAGCCAGUGCCACUUACCCAUGGAUACAUCGCCGCGCAGAAUAUGAUACAAAAGAUGGCAACGCCACCAGGAAGAUCGAGCAGCCUUUUCAGUGUCACUGAACACGGGAAACUAGCUGUUACAAUGAGCCCAUUCUUCCAUUUUAUGGGCUUACUUAUGUCGAUUGCCGCAAUUUGUGGCGAGACACCAUUUGUGCUGAGUCCAGAAAAGCCGAUGACGGCUGAGUUGUUAGCCACAAUUGUCCGCGACACUGGAGCCACAACAGCGGUUCUUCCUCCGUCAGUUGCAGAAGAGCUCUAUGCCUCCAAGUUAGGACAAGAGACUUUGGCUAAGUUUCAUUUCAUCGGAGUUGGAGGCGCACCGCUGUCACCGGUAAUUGGCGACAAACUCUGCAAAUUGACUCACGUCCAGAGUGUACUGGGUGCAAGUGAAAGUGGCCUGAUCGCUUCGCUGAAGGCAGAAGAACGUGAAGAUUGGGAGUAUUUGGAAUGGAAUCCGUUCUAUGGGGUUGAUAUGCAAGACCAAGGGGAUGGGAGCUUCGAGUUGGUCAUACCACGAGGAGAAAAUCGGCACGUCCAUGGCAUUUUUCACACAUACCCAGAUAUUCAGCAGUACCACACGGGAGAUCUUUUUUCUCCUCAUCCACAGAAGCAAGGGCUAUGGAAAUAUAUUGGUCGUGGAGACGAUAUAAUAGUUCUCAGCAACGGAGAGAAAUUUAAUCCAACAACCAUGGAAACCAUUAUUCAAGGGCAUCCCUUGGUGUCAAAAGCCCUUGUUAUAGGACAAGGGAGAUUCCAAGCAGCUCUCCUCUGUGAGCCAAAUUGGAACGAUUGGCAGGGAGAUGAAAAGGAUUUCAUCGAGGAAGUCUGGCCCAUGGUGCAAAAAGCGAACGUGGGUGCUCCGAGCCAUGGCCGCCUUAUGAAAUCAAAAAUUGGCCUGUCAUCUGUUUUAAAACCUUUCAAAACCACACCGAAGGGGACUGUCCAACGACGCAUAGCCACGGCAGACUACAGUGACGAGAUCGAAGCGUUGUACUAUAAGUCUGACGACGAGAUUGUUGGUAUCCCCAAGGAUGCAACAGUAAAGGAAAUUCUUCCGCACGUCAAGGAACUAGUGUUAAAACUGCUUGAGUUCCAAGAAGUUGGCGACGAUAGCGAUAUAUUCUCUCUAGGUCUUGAUUCACUACAGUCCCUCCAACUUGGCCAGGUUUUACAAAGCGCGGUCCGUAUUCAUCACCCACAGCUGAGUAACGAGGCAUUCUCUAGCCGUCAAAUAUACUCGCACCCAUCUAUAUUUGCUCUUUCACGCUACGUGUAUGACCUCAUCCAGGGCAAAGACACGGCAGAUGAGAACAGGAUGGAACCGGUGGACGAUAAUGAACGAUCCUCCAAGCUUUCAGCUCUAGUAGGAAAAUACACCGCAGGUCUAGUUGAGAAGCAUUCAGUAAUUCUUACCGGCUCAACCGGAUCGCUCGGCAGCUACCUGCUUCAUGAGCUACUUCUAGAUCCCACGGUCGCUAAAGUAUAUUGCUUAAACCGCUCAGAAGAUGCAGCUUCCAGACAGGUGCAGAGUUUCCAGGAAAAGGGCUUAACAUCCACCGGAUCUUUCGCUUCUAGAGUUGAAUUCCUCCAUGCCAAAUUCGGAGAUGAGCGUCUUGGACUUGCAAACGAUGUUUAUGACCGGCUUCUCCAAACUGUUGAUACGGUAGUUCACAACGCUUGGAAGGUUAAUUUUAACCAUCAAGUCGAAGCAUUUGAACAGCCACACCUAGAAGGAGUUCGUCGACUUGUUGACUUCAGCAUCUCCAGCAUUCAUCGUGCCCAUAUCCAUUUCAUAUCCUCGAUUUCCACAGUGGAAGGGUGGGAUAGCGCCAAGCGCGGACCAUUGAUCCCUGAAGAGAUAUUUGAAGAUGCCGACGUGGUAAUGCGUACAGGCUAUGGAGAAUCCAAGCAUGUGGGAGAGCGUGUCUGUGCCUUCGCCUCUUCUCACUGUGCUGUACCCACUAGCAUCCAUCGUGUUGGUCAAAUUGGAGGCCCAACAACAGAAAAGGGAAUGUGGAACAAGCAGGAAUGGUUUCCAUCCUUGGUUGCAACCUCCAAAACUAUAAAACAGCUUCCAUCAUCCCUUGGCACGGUAUCAGUGGAGUGGAUUCCCGUGGACACCAUUUCACGAAUAAUCAUCGAUAUAAUUCGGUCAAGGAGAAAGACAGAAGAGGAAGUUCGUUGUGCUGCUUUCCAUCUAGUUAACCCAACCGCCUCCGCAUGGGAGUCUCUUAUACCAGCUAUUGAGAAACAUUUCCCUGUGGCGAUUGUUGAACCGCGAACCUGGAUUGCUAGCCUUGAGGCCAUUGCGAACCCAACACAGAGAGAUCUUCAGCAGAAGCCGGCAUUGAAGAUUCUUGACUUCUUUCGCAGCGUUUUCGCUGCGGGAAUUGAUGGUCAUGGUAAGCCUGCGGUCCUAGAAACUCACAAGACACAGGAAGCGAGCAUAACGAUGCAACGGCUUAAGCCAAUUGACCAAGAGAUUAUGAAUACCUGGAUGUUGCAAUGGCAGUUCUGA
Molecule: messenger RNA, 3120 nt
Organism: Paracoccidioides brasiliensis Pb18
Exons: 4
Coding region: 1-3120 (1039 amino acids)
Source: RefSeq, a predicted model, not a curated record